Molecule: messenger RNA, 1552 nt
Organism: Merops nubicus (carmine bee-eater)
Lineage: Eukaryota; Metazoa; Chordata; Aves; Coraciiformes; Meropidae
Product: branched-chain-amino-acid aminotransferase, cytosolic-like
Exons: 11
Coding region: 1-1260 (419 amino acids)
Biological process (GO): L-valine biosynthetic process; L-leucine biosynthetic process
Cellular component (GO): mitochondrion
Molecular function (GO): branched-chain-amino-acid:2-oxoglutarate transaminase activity
Source: RefSeq, a predicted model, not a curated record
AUGCGCUCCCUGCCCUGGCCCCGCAGCCUGGUGGUUGCUGCAGGACUGUGGUGGCUGGUGUCUCCCGGGCACGGACAUCCACCUAUGCACAGCUCUCCUUGUACGGGCUGUCAGAAUGAGUGCACAGCUGGAGGAUGUUCAGGAGAAACAGGAAAGCACAUGACUGAAUCUUUCAAGGCUUCAGACUUGAUUAUUACCCCAGCUACAACUUUCAAAGAAAAACCAGACCCCAGUGGUUUGGUAUUUGGGACUGUGUUCACUGAUAACAUGCUGACAAUUGAAUGGUCCUUGGCCUCAGGAUGGGAGAAACCUUACAUUAAGCCACUUGAGAACCUUUCGCUGCAUCCAGCCUCCUCAUCCCUGCACUACGCUGUGGAAUUGUUUGAAGGAAUGAAGGCUUACCGAGGAGUGGAUGGCAAAAUCCGCCUGUUCCGCCCAGCCCUCAACAUGGACAGGAUGGCACGGUCAGCAAGACGAGCAACCCUGCCAUGUUUUGACCAGAAUGAGCUGUUGGAGUGCAUUCGGAAGCUUGUGGAAGUGGAAAAGGAGUGGGUCCCAUACUCGACCACUGCCAGCCUGUACAUCCGUCCUACCUUAAUUGGAACUGAGCCCUCCCUUGGAGUGAAGAAGCCAACUAAAGCCCUACUGUAUGUCAUACUGAGCCCUGUGGGCCCCUACUUCGCAAGUGGAAGCUUUAAUCCAAUAUCCUUGUGGGCAGAUCCAAAAUACGUAAGAGCCUGGAAAGGAGGAACGGGGGACUGCAAACUGGGAGGGAAUUAUGGUUCUUCUAUUUACGCCCAGCAAGAAGCCCUGGAGUUAGGCUGCCAGCAGGUUUUGUGGCUCUAUGGAGAAGAUCACCAAAUAACCGAAGUUGGAACAAUGAAUCUGUUUCUCUACUGGAUAAAUGAAGAUGGAGAAAAUGAGCUGGCAACCCCACCCUUAGAUGGCAUCAUCCUUCCAGGAGUGACAAGACAAAGCAUUUUGGAUCUCGCCCGUGACUGGGGAGAAUUUAAAGUGUCUGAGCGAUACAUCACCAUGAGUGACCUGACAGCUGCCUUGGAAGAGAACAGAGUAAAGGAGAUGUUUGGUGCUGGAACAGCUUGUGUUGUAUGUCCUAUCUCUAAAAUUUUAUAUAAGGGCAAGCAUUUGCACAUUCCAACUAUGGAGAAUGGACCUCAGUUAGCAACCCGUUUCCUGAAUAAGCUGAGUGAUAUCCAGUAUGGAAGAGAAGAUAGCGAUUGGGCAGUGCUGGUGUCAUGAAGGUGGAAGAGUUCAGACCCUCCAGGCAGAACAGAUGUGAAUAACCACAACUUCUGUAGCUGCCAGCGUGUAGCAUAGUUCCUGUAUCAGUUUGCUCCUCAGGAUGAUUGUUUCCACAAUCCGGCGAAUGUGAACACAAUCAUUUUGAUUUCUACUGUAAUCCUGUUGGUAGAAGCCUGUCUUCUUGGUAGAGGUGCUAAAUGUUAGCAAUAGUACUUUCCUAAUGGUUUUCUUAGUGCCUCCUUUUGUCUUAUGUACAGUCUGAAAACUUGCAAAACGCUCUUCAACUGCU